Messenger RNA from Notodromas monacha, 1512 nucleotides. The record is from the annotation of a GenBank genome assembly. NCBI's taxonomy places the organism in Eukaryota, Metazoa, Arthropoda, Ostracoda, Podocopida, Cyprididae.
AUGUGGCGCCUCAAGCUAUUCCGCCGACGCUAUUUUCGUCAGCUACUCAUUUACAUCAUCAUCGUCUCCUGCUUCCUCGCAUUCCUAUUCAGCAAUUCGACGUCACUGUAUCAAGAACCGGAGAUCCCGAAAUCAGCGCCGGCGAGACGAGAGCCAGCGUCCGCGGAUUACGUAGCCCCAGUGGUGCCAUCUACCUCAACUGAGCCGAAUUUGGGCAAACAGCGACAUCUAUCUCCUGUGGGCCAGUUACCCUGGUUUUUCCAGAACGGGACCUAUUGUCCACAGCCCACACGUGGCCGGAAAAGCCCGAUUUGGCCUGAUGAAAGCUCUGAGGAUAGGAUUGUGGAGCAACUUAUGUACAGGCCUGCAAUAGAACACGGUGUUGCCAGUGGACCAGAACGCACCAGCAUCAUACUGGCCCAAGAAGAGAAUUCAGUGCUGGUGGAAGAAAGAAGCAAACACGAGCACCAGAAGAGCAAAAGAACCGGAGACAAACUGGUGCUGUUGUACAACCAGCACGGCUGGCCCGGGGUCAAGCUCGGCUCCGGCAUGUUCGACAAGUGUCCCGUGAGGUCCUGCAGUGUUACCAAGUCCAAACACGACAUGAGGAUUGCGGAUGCCGUUUUGUUCAAGGACUUUGUGCCAGCAGUCGCCAAACCGCAUCCGGACCAGAUUUGGAUCCUGUACUUGUUGGAAAGCCCGAUGCACACGCAGGGAUUCCUCAACGUCCACUCCAUCAACUGGACAGCGACUUACAGACGGGACUCGGACAUAGUCACGCCGUAUGCCAAGUGGGUGUACUACGACCCAGAGGUGACAUCUUUACCAGUAUCCAGGAACCACGCAGCCAACAAGACCAAGCUCGUCGCCUGGUUCGUGUCCAACUGCCACGCCCGCAAUAACAGGUUGCAGUUUGUGCGGGAAUUGGCAAAGCACGUCGGGGUGGACAUUUACGGGGCUUGUGGCAAUUACAAGUGUCCCAGGAACAACGCGAAAAUGUGCUUCGACUUGUUGAACGCCCGCUACAAGUUUUACUUGGCAUUCGAAAACAGCAACUGCGUGGAUUACAUCACCGAAAAGUUUUUCGUCAACGGUCUCACGAACGAUGUCGUGCCAAUUGUGAUGGGUGCAAGACCCCAAGAUUAUGCCAGAGCUGCACCCAAGAAAUCUUACAUUCAUGUGGAUGAUUUUGCUUCUCCGCAGGACCUAGCAGAGUACCUCAAGUACCUCGACUCCCACGACGCCGCCUACAACGAGUAUUUCACCUGGAAGGGCACCGGGGAGUUCAUCAACACCUACUUUUUCUGUCGCAUGUGCGCCAUGCUCCACGACCCCGAGCCGCCAUCCAAAGAAUACCUCAAUCUGAGCAAGUGGUGGCGCCUGGACGCCAUGUGCAGACGUGGUUCCUGGAACACGACCCUAGAGCAGAAAACCUCGGAGCAGCACAAAGCCGAACUUGCCAAUAAGGAAAAACGGGGAACUGAUUCGGACAAGUGGCCGGUAUUGCUGUGA